AUCCAAUAAAAGAUUGCGGGAACGCAACCGAGUCCUAAAAGUGCACACUUCCUCCUGAAAGAAGAAGAAAUACGCAUCACUGGACCCGGGCGUAUACGGUCACUUUAACUUGGCCGUGCUCCAAGAGUAUUCCUUUUUGCGCCCUUUCUUGCACAUGGACGGCAUAAACAAGUACAACGAAUUUGUGGCGCUGCACAAGCCGCAGCUGGAGUCCUCGGCUGUUCCGUUGAUCUUUUGGCCGGCGCUGUACCGAAAACUGACUACGGAAACGUUCGACGCCGGCGAAGCACUCCAGUUGAUGCUGAUUGACUACGAUGAGGAUGAGGAGCAGAAUCCUGCCGAGAACGACGACAGUCCCAACCCCGUGUUCGCACUGGGCGUGGCCCGAGAGCAGGGAAUAAAGACCAGUGAUCCUCAGGCCAUCUUUUUGGUCGAUCACGCUUGGACAUUCAGGUUGAACGGAGCCCGGCAGCAAUUGGAGCAGUAUCAACUGGCGGACCGUCUUUCGGCCAUCACUGGCGUUGAUCUCGAGCUGGAGAAUCGGGUCGAUAAGAUACUGCGCCGGCUAUGGAAGUACUGCCACGCCUACUCCAUCGGCAGUGAAGGCUUGUCGGACGAGGAGCGCCAGCCCAUCUGGUACGUGAUGGACGAAGUCGGUUCAGCGGUGAACCACUCGGACGAUCCCAAUUUUCGUCUUGUCCCUCUGCUCUACCUAAACACCCAAACUACGUACAGUGUUCUCUUUCCGAUUCGGGACUGCAAUGUCGGAGAUUCAGUGACCCGCGAUGUGGUGGAGUACGUGGCCAAAGAGGCGCCCCAGCGGGAUGCCCUGCUUUUACCCUGGCGCGAUUCCGACCUCACGGGCGAAAGCUUCUUGCAAGUUGAACCCCGGGUAGACUACUUCACCAGCGGUCACAUCCCUGAAACCUAUCCCAAAAGCAACAUCGAUCCACUGCCAGCCAGGUCACGUUGCGACCCCUUAAAGGUGUAUGCAGAGUACGAGGUGGUGCGCCGUCAUUUAACUUCGCCUGAGUUCAUCCAAGUUAACAACGCAGACGAGGCGGAUGUCCUUUGGCUCACACAUCACUUCAAGGAUUUUGAGAAUUUUGCCGAUAGGUCGCCCGGCAAGUUCAUCAAUCAGUUUCCCUUCGAGUACGUAAUCACCAUCAAAGACCUCCUAAGCAUUGUGGGCCGCCGGGCGGCCAAAGAACACCACAAUAGCCUUACGCUUGAAACGUUUCCGACAUGGCUUCCCACCACCUAUAAUCUGUCCACCGAGCUAAAGGAGUUCGUUGCUUACUACCAAACGAGAGAAGCCAAGGGCCUAGACAACCACUGGAUUAUCAAGCCGUGGAAUUUGGCUCGCGGGCUGGACACACACAUCACGGACAACAUCAAGCAGAUCGUACGUUUACCGGCCACUGGUCCAAAGAUAGCACAAAAGUACAUCGAGCGACCAGUUCUGUUAAGACGAGAGGAACUGGAAGGACGCGUUAAGUUUGAUAUUCGCUAUGUAAUUCUCUUGAAGAGCGUCAAACCGCUGAAGGCAUAUAUACACCGGAAGUUCUUCCUGCGUUUUGCAAAUCACCCCUUCUCGCUGGAUCACUUCGAUGACUACGAGAAACACUACACGGUGAUGAACUACCAGACGGAGGCGCAGCUGCAUCACGUCAAGUGCGACGACUUCCUGGCCCUCUGGCAGGAUCAGUAUCCGGAAAAUAGUUGGUCAGCUCUGGAGCAGCAAAUCUGUAACAUGCUUCUCGAGGUGCUUCAGUGUGCCAGUCAAGCAGAUCCACCCUGCGGCCUGGCUCCUUGUGCACAAUCACGAGCUCUUUACGCAGCUGACAUUAUGCUCCGGUGGAAGGACGAUGAGGAAAAGGUGAUGGAGCCCCAGUUGCUGGAAAUCAACUGGACUCCCGACUGCAAACGCGCCUGCGACUAUUACCCUGAUUUCUUCAACGACAUCUUUCGUCUGCUCUUUCUAGACGAAGAAAAUGACGAGAGCUUCCGGGUACUGACAGCAGACAAUUGACAUAAGCCCAGCCAAUAAACCAGAUAUCCUAAUGUUAAA
Drosophila yakuba is the source of this 2071-nucleotide messenger RNA. RefSeq names its product tubulin--tyrosine ligase-like protein 12 (gene TTLL12). The record is from RefSeq and is a predicted model, not a curated record. Lineage: Eukaryota; Metazoa; Arthropoda; Insecta; Diptera; Drosophilidae. Gene Ontology annotation, biological process: protein modification process.